AUUACUUUACAAAUAAUAAAGAUUUAUUAUAUUUAAAUGCAUUAUUUAACAUCAACACUCAAUCGUUUACACUUGAAUUACAUCAACAUUCGACAAAUUUCUUUCUUUUUGUUAUCUAAUUUUACUAAAACAACGUCAUUUUUUUAUGGAUUGAAAUUGAAUAUUACAAUAGUGAUACUAUCUUUUCAAUUUUUACUAUCAGUUAUUAUGGAUAAUCUUCCUACCAAUUUAUCUUCACUAUAAUGUCCCGGCCCAUUAUUUGCUUGCAAUAUCCUCUAAAACAUACAUUGAGAUUGAGCUCAAGAACUGAAAGUUUGCUUGCAAUAUCCCUCCUAAGCUGAAAGUUUUCCUUUGACAAGUGUUCCAUCGCAUCCUUCCGACUAGUGAAGCGUUGAUCGAGAAAGGCGUUGUAGUUCAGCCUCGUUGUCCUGUCUGUUGGGCAGAGAAGGAGACAAUGGAGCAUUUGUUCUUCGAUUGCCGGGUAGCCAGGGCCCUUUGGGAUCAGGCAGGGUUGGAGCAUCUUGGUCAAGGAUUGUCACGCCACACCUUCCCCCUGUUCUUGAAAAAGCUGAUGUCCAUUAUUAACCAGCCCCAUCUGUUCAUGGCAGUGGUUGCUGUCCUUUGGCAUAUUUGGCGAUCACGUAAUUGGGUGGUUUUUGAAGGAAAAAAAUUUGGGAUACCAGCUCUGCUGCGGCAAUAUUAUCAGCAAUACCAAGAAUGGGUGAGACUCUCGGUGGACCAGGCUGAGGGUUUGUAUCCUUCUCAACCUCCUCCGGGUACGACCACUAUGGUGCAGUCGGUUACCUGUAUGUGGGAUGGGGCAACCAAGCCUGGGUCUCAUUCGGCGAGAGAGAUCGUGCUUAAAGAUCUCGCUAGGAAUAUUCUGCUGGCUCAUGGUGUGCAGUUUUCGAAUCUCACCCUUUGGUGGCUGAGGUGCUGGCUCUUCGGGAAGCAGUGGCAUGGCGUCUGGAGUUGGGCUUUCAGGAUGCUUGUUUCCAAGGUGACGCUCUGAAUAUCAUUGACAAAGUUACUAGGAGGGAUGCGAAUGAUGUCCAGAUUGGGACUAUUUUGAAAGAGAUCAUUGGGCCCUUGUUUUGUACACAGCUACAAAUCGUUAUUUUGAUUUCCAAGCCUGGCUGAUAUCUAGGGUGUAAUAUCUUUUGAUCCAAUUGAUUAUCUUUUGUAAAAAAAUUGAGCUCAAGAACAGUAGUAGUAUUUGCCUAUUUGGGCUUCGGAUGCUCUAUCGCUGAUGUGAUAAAAUCGAAAACAAAACGAAUAGCGGCCUUUCUUCAAUCCGUCAUCACUCGUCACCCAAUCCAAGCAAACCGGACGACACAGGUAAUCCACCACCAGCCAAUCACCUUCAAUCCUUCCGCCUACGUGUCACCUUCCCCAAUCCAAGAUAACCCCAUUUUCAGAUCACACACUGCACAGAAGAAGAAGCAAGUAUCUGAAUUAUACUAUCCGAAGAAACCAAAAAGCAAACCCACCAUUCACCACACAGCUCGCAUCAUCACCGGCCACCAUGUCAUCCACCGGCGUCGCCACGGCAGCAUUCCGCUCAUCACUCUGCAUCUCAUCGACACCACCAUCUCCUCCCGAUUCACUCCAGCAGCAGCUCAACAACCCACUACCAAGCAGCGCGCAGCUCUCAGCAAAGCCCCAAAACAAGAGCAUCCUCCACAAACACCCACUCUACGCCCCGCUCCUCCACAACAACGUCUCCUCCCAAAUCAAAGAGAAAGUCCUCUGCCUCGAAAUCAUGGGCGUCGACUCCGGCAAAGUCCUCUCCCAAAACCCAACCCUCCACACCGCCUCCCUCGACUCCAUCCACGCCGUCGUCUCCUUCCUCCACUCCAAGGGCAUCCACCACAAGGACUUCCCCCGCAUCUUCGGGAUGUGCCCUCAGAUCCUCACCUCCCACAUCCCCACCGCAAUCUCCCCUGUCUUCUCCUUCCUCAACAAAGACCUCGGCGUCCCCGACAACCAAUUCCGACGAGUAAUCAACAAAUGCCCCCGCCUAUUGACCAGCAGCGUCGCCGAUCAGCUCCGCCCCUGCCUCGAUUACCUCAAAGGAUUAGGGUUCCACGAUCUGGAAUCGCUCGCCUACCAUGACCCCGUGCUGCUGGUCUCCAGCGUGGAGAAUACCCUGGUCCCGAAAUUGAAGUACAUUGAGAGCCUGGGGAUGACGGCGGAGGAGGCGGUGGCGGUGCUGCUCCGGUGUCCGACGAUUUUCACGUUCAGUAUCGAGAACAAUUUGAAGCCCAAGUUCGAGUACUUGGUUGGGCAGAUGGGGAAAGACGGGGCGGAGGAGGUGAAGGAGUUCCCGCAGUACUUUGCGUUUAGCUUGGAGAAUCGAAUCAAGCCCAGACACGUGGAGGUUGUGGAGCGCGGCCUGGAUCUGUCUCUCGCUGUUAUGCUUAAGAGCACCGACGUCCAGUUCAAGUUCCUGCUUAGCGAGGCCCAGGACCAGGCCCAGGCCCAAACUGUGGCAGCAGCUGUUUUGUAAAAUUUUGUACAUUUUUCUCUACAACUUCCUUUGUAAAGCAGAUUCGAUCAAAAUAAAAGCAUUCUUGUUGA
Molecule: messenger RNA, 2580 nt
Organism: Linum trigynum
Lineage: Eukaryota; Viridiplantae; Streptophyta; Magnoliopsida; Malpighiales; Linaceae
Source: the annotation of a GenBank genome assembly